UUUGUCUCAUCUUUGUUGUGCCUGGAACGCCACGGUGGCCAAAGUUCAGAGCUCAGAACAAAAGCAGAAAGAAGACACGGAGCUGGCUGUUCUCAGGCAGCUUCAUUUACAGGCUGUUUGUGAUGCUGGAAUAAGUGAAGACAAACAUCUAAGACUGUUCAACACUAAACUACAGCUGGAUACCUUCCUCCUCCAAUGCCAAACUAAAACCUCAGAGGUCGUUAUUAGUUUUCACUCAACCAGAGCAACAUGACCAACAGGAAGUCAGAAGUCCUACGAAGGAUUGUGUCAAAGGACGGUCAUAACAAUGUGCGGAUUGACAAUGUGGAGGGCAUGGUCAAACUCUACCUGCAUGAUAUCUGGACCACAGUGGUGGACAUAAAGUGGCGUUACAAACUCACUCUGUUUGCCUCCACUUUUGUCAUGACCUGGUUGAUCUUUGGGGUCUUCUAUUACGUCAUCAGCAUGGGGAACGGAGACUUUGAAGCUGGGCAUAAUUCUAACCACACACCCUGCGUGGUUAAUGUGGACUCCUUCACCGGAGCCUUCCUGUUCUCUUUGGAGUCUCAGACUACCAUUGGCUAUGGCUUUCGUUUCAUAUCUGAAGAAUGUCCUCUGGCCAUCUUCACUUUGGUGGUUCAGCUCGUCAUCACCGGGCUGGCUGAGAUCUUCGUCACUGGGGCCUUCCUGGCCAAACUAGCUCGACCCAAGAAGCGAGCAGAAACCAUCAAGUUCAGCCAGGUGGCGGUAAUCUGCUGGCACCAAGGAAAGCUGUGUCUGAUGGUCAGGGUGGCAAACAUGAGGAAAAGCCUCCUGAUCCAGUGCCAACUGACAGGAAAGCUCUUUCAAUCCAACAUGACAGAGGAAGGCGAAAAGACACAAAUACACCAGAGCUCUGUAGAUUUCUGUAUGGACUCCAGCGGAGAAUGCCCCUUCCUCAUCCUCCCCCUCACCUUCUACCACGUUCUGGAUGAGCAAAGCCCGCUGGCAGGACUGACGGCAGAAAACCUGCACACACGAAACUUUGAGCUGCUCAUAACCCUCAACGCCACCAUGGAGUCCACGGCAGCCACGUGCCAGAGCCGCACCUCCUACGUACCACAGGAAAUUCUGUGGGGUCACGAGUUCAAGCCGGUGCUGUUCCGCACCAGCAGUGGUCGCUAUGUGGCAGAUUUCAACUUUUUGGAUAAAGUACAAGAGAGCAGUGAUACAGCUCUCCAUGGCAACAACAUGGAAAAGCUGAAAAUGGAGAUGGAUUAUAAGAAGGAUUAGUGGAGGCAACCACUAAUUAUAUGUCAUUUCUAUAACAUCAAGUACAAUGAGUCAUCAGCAUGUUUUUACAGUGCGUUCAAAUUGUCUUCCAACAUCAUUUUCCAGGGGAAAUUUUUGCAUUUUAACAAAGUGAGCUUGAUUUUCCGAACGCAGAACUGGUAGCAGAUAACCAUGAGAUUACAAGUUUCUAUGGCUGCGCCCUGUACCACCAGUAGUCCACUGUAGUCUUUAUAUAAUUUAAAUAAAUACUUAGAUGCAUUGUUUUAAUAAGGAUUUAUAGUUUUUAGUCUUAAGGUAACUUUACCAGAAUGGUUUUCCGUGGAGGGCUGGUAACCCUCUCAUAGUUUAUUGUCUCUUUUGGGGUUUCCUAAUUGUUUAAAUGCUGUUAAAGGCCUAGUUCAGAUUUUUGUUAUUUUCUCCCACUAAAUAAAUGUUGAGACACUUCUCUGACUAAGAUACAAAAAAUGAUCAGAACG
Melanotaenia boesemani (Boeseman's rainbowfish) is the source of this 1748-nucleotide messenger RNA. It is a transcript of the gene kcnj15, whose product is annotated as potassium inwardly rectifying channel subfamily J member 15. Bases 250 to 1272 code for a protein of 340 amino acids. The record is from RefSeq and is a predicted model, not a curated record. Gene Ontology annotation, biological process: regulation of monoatomic ion transmembrane transport; potassium ion import across plasma membrane. Gene Ontology annotation, molecular function: inward rectifier potassium channel activity. NCBI's taxonomy places the organism in Eukaryota, Metazoa, Chordata, Actinopteri, Atheriniformes, Melanotaeniidae. Gene Ontology annotation, cellular component: plasma membrane. The transcript has 2 exons.